Molecule: messenger RNA, 630 nt
Organism: Olea europaea var. sylvestris
Lineage: Eukaryota; Viridiplantae; Streptophyta; Magnoliopsida; Lamiales; Oleaceae
Exons: 3
Coding region: 1-630 (209 amino acids)
Source: RefSeq, a predicted model, not a curated record
AUGGAGAUCAAGGGUUCGAAGGAACUGAAGUGGCUUCCUAGAUUGCGGUCUCCACCUGAUACUCGCGACAAGAGCAAGUACUGUGAUUUCCAUAGAGAUCAUGGACAUACAACGGAAGAUUGUUUCGCCUUGAAGCGGGAGAUUGAAGCUCUUAUAAAAGGGAGAUUUUUGGGCUUUUACAUUAGCAAUGACAAGUGCCCAAUGAAUAAUCAGAACAGAGACAAGGGCCUAGAGGGUCUGGGAAACAAGCAACAAACCACAGAGGACAUCACUUUUGGAACAGGGGACUUGGAAGGCAUAGCAUUCUCUCAGGAUGAUGCUCUGGUCAUAUCGGCCAUCAUCACCAACUUUGAAUUCAAGAGAAUUCUGGCAGACAAUGGAAAUGUAGCUAAUGUACUAUUUCAUGAAGUCUUCGUUCAAAUGGGGAUCUCAUCGAAGCACCUCAAGCCAGUCAAAACACCUCUCCAAGGAUUUGGAGGUGGGGUCAUCACCCCGAAAGAUAUUGUCGGGUUGCCUUUAACAUUGGGGGACAGAAGAAUUCAAGCUAUUGUCUCAACUUUCCACUUGGCUAUGAAAUUUCCUACAAGUAAUGGAAUCGGGGUAGUUCGAGGUAGCCAAACAGUGGCAUGA